Messenger RNA from Symbiodinium sp. CCMP2456, 3819 nucleotides. Lineage: Eukaryota; Dinophyceae; Suessiales; Symbiodiniaceae. The record is from the annotation of a GenBank genome assembly.
AUGGCUAAACUGAACCGUGAGAUCACGCUUGCGGCGAACACUGGCUCGGACACGCUGCAGGAGGUCAUCUCCACUCAUGCGCAGAGCUUCAAUGCAAUCAAUGUCGCAACUGCACUCCAUCGACUUUCCCGCUUGCAUCCUUCAGACAACGUGGCAAGAGGCCCGCUGGUGCAGAGUGCAUCACUUCAAGUGUUGCUGUUGAGAACUGUGGAAGUUCUUCGGCAAACAACCACGGAAUGCGAUUCGAAGGCAGUUUCUACUAUUGCGUAUUCUUUAGCUGGGUUGGGUGUAAGAGAUGCCGAUGUUGCGAAAAGUGUUGUAGAAGCCUCGCUCAAAAGGCUGUCCGGUUUUGAUCGUCAAGGUGUGGCAAACCUGACAUGGGCUUUGUCGAAAUUGCCAAAGGUGGAGAAGCGAGCAAGCCUUGCAAGAAAGCUGGCUCUUCUUGCUCGAGACCUUGUCUGGCAUUUCCUGCCUCAGGAACUUUGCAACGUUCUGUGGGCGCUGUGCAAGCUCGGGGUGCGAGACAACAAGCUGAUGUCUUUGGCAAGCGAAGCUGUGCGAGGCAAUCUUGAACGCUUUACACCGCAAGGGCUGUCCACCCUGGCUGCCGCCUUUGCCCGUGCGGGCGUGUUUGUAGAGGCACUAUUGGAUGAAAUUGGUGAACAGGCUCAGGCACGGGUCAUGGAGUUCAAUGUUCGCGAUGCUGCGCAACUUGUCUGGAGUCAUGCCAAAUUCAAGCUGUGCCGCGAGCCAUUAUUACAGCAACUGUGCAACCGUGCUGCUUCUCUUGUCGAAGGCGAAGGUGCCGAGAUUGUCGUCUCCUUCCUCUGGUCCUUCGGCACGCUUCGCUGGGUGCCGGACAAAAGGUUCAUGAAGUCGUUGGCGUCCAGGGCAAUAGCGCUGGUGCCAAAGCUUGGUGCACAUCGCAGCGUGCGAUUGCUGACUGCCCUUGCGAAGCUCGCUUUCCACAAAAGCAGCCAGCUGACUUGCUUGACUGAGAGUCUUCAGGAAAGCCUAGAGCUGCUUCAUCCGCGAAUGGGUGCUCAAGAAGUUGGAAUCAGCGCCUGGGCCCUGGCAACUUUGAAGCCGCGAGGCUGGAAAAAACUCCUCGGGAAACUGGUUUCUCGAGCAUCAGAUGACGAAGUGCUGCCUGACUUAACUUGGUGGUCCAUAGCACACUUGGAAUUUGCGAUCAGGGCUGCGUUGCAGAAGGCGCCCAACUGCAAGCCGCUUGCAGCUGCUCCUGAGUUAUUACAACUGUUAACCCAUCGGUGCGAAGAGCAAGUCGAGCAGAUCCAAGAAGCAAGCCGUGUUUUUCAAGACGCCCCUCUGGUUGCUGCUGCAGCUUGCGAACCGUGGGGGAGGUUCAAGUGUGCAAGUGGAAAAACUGCCCUUGUUUUUGGCCCUGGGCGCCACGUUCGCCGCUCUCUGCAGAGAAGCGGCUUUCAAGUGACGCAGUGGUACCGCUAUGCGUUGGGCAUGAAAAAAGCACAAGCAUGGCCUCCUUCUGGUGUCUUCGAUGCCGCGGCAAUGAAGUACCCCGACUCUUACGAAGCCUUCGAGUAUGCCUUACACGCUGUAGCUGCAUCUUUGCCUCUAGGGGCUCCAACCUGGGUCUACGGAGAUGUGCAGGAAGGGGUUCUCAGCACAACCAGGGCAAUCAAAGGGCUAUUCAAACUGUUAGAGAUACAAGAGGAUGGAGAUGCCAGGGUCGUGUUUUUGAAGAGAACCAAUGGGCAGGCUCGUGCUUGCCUGGAGUCUUGGUUCAAAGAAGACACAGUGACCCUCGCUACAACUGCUCGCAAGUGGUGGUCAAUGCCAGGGCUUUUUGCAGGUGGCUUUGUAGACGUGAUGUCGAGGUUUCUGUUGGACACUAUGGAGAAGGUUUGGAACACUGAGUCCUCCGAGAGGCCAGGAUGGUCCAGCUCGCGGCAAUGCAAAGUACUUGACUUCGCCAGUGGGACCGGGGUGCUGGCAGCAGGGCUAUCAUCACUGCUUCCUGGCAAGAAUGAACUGUGGCUGAUAGAUGCUGAUUCAGUAGCACUGCAGGCUGCCAGCAAGAAUUUGCCAGAUGCCCAUACAGUGUUGGCUGACGGUUUCAAGGGCGUGCAGACUGCAGACAAGCCACUACAACCCUGUCAUCUGAUAGUGUCCAACCCGCCGGUGCAUCAGGGUCAUGCUGAUGACCUGCGAGUUUUGAUUGAGCUGUUGGAACAAGCACCUCAUUGGUUGCUGAAAGAUGGCGAAAUGUGGCUUGUGACACAGGAGCACAUUCCCACAGGGCGCCUGUUCGAUAUGGCCACAGGAAGCCACUUGAAAUGCGAGAUUACCACCUAUGCCACAGAGGAUGGUCGUUUUGUCGUAUGGCGAGCAACAUACCAGCCGGCUUCCCGAAAGCGAAAGCUUGAGACCGACACGGAGUGGGAAAGCGCCACGGAAAGAAGCGAGUGCCUUCUUUUCUGGCGGGUUAGACCCGUGUGGGCUCAAGGGUCGGAGGCGCCCCCCGAGUAUGAGCUGUGGGUGGACUUCAGAGCGCAGCGAAAUGUCAAGUUAGGAGAAUUGGCAGCGACUUCACUGCUGCAGCCUCCGAAGGUCAAGGAAGACUUGCUCAACUUGGCGAAAGGCCUACAGCAAAAGUUCGACAGCAUCGGAGUUGAGCUUCCGAAGGGAAAGCUGAUAAGUGGUGUCAUGGUCGAUAAGCAAUUCGUGCAGGAGGCUCUCCAUCGGCAAGCAAUUCAAUUAGCUGCUGACGCCGACUCACUCGCUAUGGAGGCUGCCGAUGUAUCAACGUCGACUGACCACUGCCUGCAGAACUUGGAGGAGCUCGCGGAGCGUUUGAAGAAGAUUGUCCUUCAGGGAACAAACGGUACUGCUUCGGAUCGACAAUCCUUAGCCGCACAAGCUGGACAUUCUGCCCGAGUCUCCCAGCAUCCGAUCAGCCGAAUGGAUCACAGCUCCCGACGUGCUGUGUUGAUGGAGCGAAUAGCUCUCGCAGAGAAGCGUCGUGCAGCAGCAGAAGACGAAGCAAAGCUAGCAAGGCUUGAGACCAUGAACCGCCUUGCCGAGAUGCAUCGGAAUGACCACCGGAGGCUAGGAGAUGCUUCAGGUAGCAGCAUGUCCAGCUGGAAAGCAGAGUUCGAGGCCUUCCUUGGCAAGCAGCGGGCACAUGCUGACAAGCUAGCUAGAGAAACCCAGAACGAGACGACAACGAAGUUGGCAGAAUCGCUGGCAUCGGCUACAUCGGCUGUCGAAGCAAGCACCCCGGACGCACGCAAGUACAUGCAGACCCUGCUGAACUUGACACGGGCAUUGGCUGCUCUUGAGGCCGUCCGUGAGAUGCAGGUCCCAGUGUACACUGCCAGCAAGGAGGUGGAGGGCGAGCGCUUGGAAGGAAAUGCCUUUUUCGUCUGCAGCGCUGAAGACGGCAUGCCGAUUGCAUGCCUGGCCCCACAGCAGAUCCGACUCUCCAGCCAGCAACCGCAUGCUGCAGAGGAGGUGUGGGGUUUCGCCGAGGAGUCUAUGUCGAAGGCGGAACGAGAACAGAAAGAGGCGGAAGAGAUGAAACAGUACGAAGCAGGUUUGAAGGACCCCAGCAAGUACGUGAUGCCCCCCCGCAAGAGAAUGCGCGAACUUCUCGGUCUCCCACCGGAAAAGAAAACAGUGUCGAAGGGCCAGCUGCUCGCCAAGACCUUGCCUCCCGAUGCACUUCUUUGGGGUCGAGCUCUGAUGCAGAGAUUCAAAGAGAAGGGAGGCUCCGUGUCCUACAACUUGAAGGUGGACCGAGAAAGGAAGGCAGCUUGCACAAGAGUCAGGCAUUGA